AUGACUGAAGCCAUCCAGCGGACUUUGAAACCGUUGAGCUCACCAGGAAAACUACGACGACCCAGCACCGUCGCUUCUCAGCAGUCAGAAACAAAAAGAGGGAAGAGCAGGGAACCCGAAACUGACACUACGGUAGUCGAGGCCUAUCUGAAGUCCGAGCGGCCCGUUCAUUGCCGUCGAACUUUGGAUCAAUACUGCUACUACAUGCUGGACACAACCGAGACAAGGGAUCGUGAUCAGGUGGUAUACAAGUGGGCACGCAAACAGCACCAGCGGGCUUCCCGAGAUAUCGACACAGGAUCGAGCGAUGCCCGCGAAACACACCACUGGCCGCUUAAGUCAGAAGUCCUUGAUGGAACAACGAUACCUGGUGGUAUGGAAGACGACCAUGAGCAUUUCAAGGCCAAACUCCGGCCCAUUAUCAUGGUGGACCAGCUCUGGCUGUGGAUUCUUCCCGAUGGUUUGUCUCACUUCGUCACCAUGGCUGGUACCUGCCUUGGCUAUGCGUGUACUUAUGUGCUGACCCGAAUGUCUAGGGACUGUAGUAUCUAG
Lasiosphaeria miniovina is the source of this 552-nucleotide messenger RNA. RefSeq lists its product as uncharacterized. Bases 1 to 552 code for a protein of 183 amino acids. The transcript has a single exon. Lineage: Eukaryota; Fungi; Ascomycota; Sordariomycetes; Sordariales; Lasiosphaeriaceae. The record is from RefSeq and is a predicted model, not a curated record.